GUCUCUCGGAGAGGAGCGCGCAGUGGCCGAGGGAGCAGCACGUAGAACCUGUUUUCUGUUCUGGCUCCUGCUGCAGAAAAGUGCGAGAUCUUUUACGCAGCCCCCUCCCACUUACUCCCCCACCCCCUUUUCCCUCCUGGUUGUUUGUUUUUAUUUUUUAUUAUCAUUGUUUUUUAAUUGUAUUUUUAUCCGACUGGCUUCUUUUUUUUUAUUAUUAUUCUGUUUUCACGGUCCAGAGGAAUACAACCCGCAUUAGAGAAUCAAUCUGAAAAGGACAGACGGACCCUCUCAGCCCCUCCGUCCCCCCACACCCCAGGGAUGCUUAGCCGCUUUUCCCCAGAGGCUCACCUUGGCAGUUAGAGGAGAGGUCAUCACCAUGACAGCGUCCUCACAGGACUCCAACCCCUCGUUUCUGGCUGGCCUCUUCCUCCUCCUCCUCCUCCUCCUCUUCUUCCCAGCUGUUUGCACGCAGAACUCGGCGGUCCCGACGAGCCCGACCACGCUCCUGUUCGACCCGCUCACCCAGCCCGAGUGCACAAAGAAGGAACAUCCAAAAGUUUCCAUCCAAGCGCUCAGCCCGUGGAUUUCUGCGUUCUUCCACCCCGGCGUGAGAGACUACUCGCAGCUCACCCUUGACCUGACUAGGGAUGAGCUUAUUGUGGGUGCCAGAAACUACCUUUUCAGACUGGAUCUCCGUAACCUCUCUCUGAUACAGGCGACGGAGUGGGCACCGGAUGAGGAAACCAGGAAGUCGUGUCAGAGCAAAGGCAAAACAGAGAUGGAAUGCCAGAAUUACAUCAGAGUCCUGCUGGUGAACAAGACAGAGGUCAUGACCUGCGGGACUAAUGCUUUCCAGCCGCUAUGCAUCAGCAGAGAGGUGGGCAACAUCAGCAGAGUGCUGGAGCGCGUGAACGGCGUGGCGCGCUGCCCGUACGACCCUCGCCACAACUCUACGGCGGUGGUGACAGAGAGCGGGGAGCUCUACGCCGCCACCGUCAUCGAUUUCUCGGGUCGCGACCCCGUCAUCUACAGGAGCCUGGGCGGCAUGCCGCCGCUGCGCACCGCCCAGUACAACUCCAAGUGGCUCAACGAGCCCCACUUCAUCUCCGCCUAUGACGUCGGCCUCUUCACCUUCUUCUUCCUGAGGGAGAACGCGGUGGAGCACGACUGUGGCAAGACGGUGUACUCCCGCGUGGCCCGGGUGUGCAAGAACGACAUCGGCGGGCGCUUCCUCCUGGAGGACACCUGGACCACCUUCAUGAAGGCGCGGCUCAACUGCUCCCGGUCCGGAGAGAUCCCAUUCUACUACAACGAGCUGCAGAGCACCUUCUACCUCCCCGAGCAGGACAUCAUCUACGGCAUCUUCACCACCAAUGUCAACAGCAUCGCAGCCUCGGCAGUGUGUGCCUUCAACCUGAGCGCCAUCACCCAAACCUUCAACGGACCCUUCCGCUCCCAGGAGAAUCCCCGCUCCACCUGGCUCCCCACACCCAACCCCAUCCACAACUUCCAGUGUGGCACCAUAAAUGACAAAGGUCCCAAUGAGGGUUUGACGGAGCGCAGCCUUCAGGACGCGCAGCGGCUGUACCUGAUGAACGACGUGGUGCAGCCAGAGUCCGUGAAUCCUCUGGUCAUGCAGGACGACGUCCGCUUCUCAAACCUGGUGGUGGACAUCGUCCAGGGCAUGGACACCCUUUUCCACGUCAUGUACAUCAGCACAGAAUACGGCACCAUCCUGAAGGCUCUGGCCACGCCCAACAAAAACCUGCAGGGUUGUUACCUGGAGGAGAUGGAGCUCCAUCCGCCCGGCGUCCGAGAGCCGAUCCUGAGCCUUCAGAUCCUGCACAGCGACCGAUCGCUCUUCGUUGGCCUCAAAGACAGAGUCCUGAAGAUCCCUCUCGAGAGGUGUUCCUCCUACAAAACUGAGUCGCUGUGCUUGGAGGCCAGGGACCCCUACUGCGGCUGGGACUUCAGGCAGCGCAAAUGCACAACGCUGGAGGAAAGCUCCAACAUGAGCCAGUGGAAACAGAACGUCACCGUUUGUCCGCUGCGGAACCAGACCGUAGACGGCGGCUUCGGGUCCUGGACUCUGUGGCACCCGUGCAGCAACGACGAUGCGCUGGACGGCGUGAGCUCCUGCUGGUGUCGCUCCAGAUCCUGCGACAGCCCCGGCCCUCGGUGCGGGGGCAAAACCUGCGAAGGGCCAACCAUUGAAGUCUCAAACUGCUCCAGAAACGGAGGCUGGACGCCGUGGUCGUCGUGGGGACAGUGCAGCACCACCUGCGGCACAGGCUUUGAGCUGCGCCAGCGCUCGUGCAACAACCCGUCACCCCGGCACGGCGGGCGCGUGUGCGUGGGGCCCAGCAGGGAUGAACGGUUCUGCAACGAGGGGGUGUCGUGUCCUCAGCCCAUUUUUUGGACGCCGUGGGCCUCGUGGACCAAGUGCAGCACAGAGUGCGGUGGAGGCGUCCAUUCCAGGGUCCGGUCCUGUGAGAAUGGCAACACCUGUCCAGGAUGUGCGCUGGAGUACAAGGCCUGCAACCUGGAGGCAUGUCCAGAGGUGAAGAGGAACACGCCUUGGACGCCCUGGAUGCCGGUCAACGUGACGCAGGGCGGCGCCCGUCAGGAGCAGAGGAUGCGCUACAUGUGCCGGGCCCACCUGGCCGACCCCCACGAGCUGCAGAUCGGGCGCAGGAAGGUGGAGACGCGCUUCUGUCCGAAUGACGGGACGGUGGUCUGCGAAACGGACAGCCUGGUGGAAGAGUUGCUAAAAACGCCAGUGGUGAGAACGGCAGGGACGAGCUGGUCGUCGUGGGAGACCUGGUCCAGCUGCUCUCAGAGUUGUGCCAAAGGUUACCGCACCCGUCGGCGGACGUGCUCCGGACCGGAGGGGAAGAGCGCCCCCGUGGCAUGCCGUGGCUCCCCGGUGGAAUACCAGGACUGUAACGUGCAGGCGUGUCCCGUGAAAGGCGCUUGGUCCUGCUGGUCUCCCUGGUCUCAGUGCUCAGUGGGCUGCGGUAGCGGCCACUACCAGCGGACACGCUCUUGUAACAGCCCCGCCCCCGCCAACGGAGGAGACAUUUGCAUCGGCCUGCACACCGAGGAGGCCCUGUGUAACACACACACCUGCGACGAUUGCUGUAAGUGCGACACAGUACCACUUCCAGACGGCUGGUCCGGUCGGAGUCGAUCGAGGUUGAAACCCGGCCACCAGCAGAUAUCCAGGAGCCUCUCUGAGGCUUUCGCUGACAGGAGGGAACAGAUUGUGCUGACAAAGCGGCAGGUUGGUCGAUCCGGGACUGAUAGGAAAGGCGGAUGGAUGGCCUGGUCUCUCUGGUCAGCCUGCGACGACUCCGGCUUCCAAACCAGGAGUCGGGUAUGCGGCGCUCAGGGGGGCACCCCCUGUGUGGGGAACAGCACCCAGCGCAGGGACUGCAAUGAAAUACCCGUCAUUCUCCCGGCAUCUGGUUUUGAUAAGGACCAACAGUGCGGAGCCUUCACCUCCAUCCACCUCAUCGCCACCGGCGUUUCCUGCUUCCUGGGGGCGGGGCUGCUGUCCUUCCUCGUCUACGUUUACUGCCAACGGUUCCACAAGCCCUCGCAGGAGUCCGCCGUCAUUCACCCGACCACGCCGAACCACCUCAACUACAAAGGCAACACCACACCAAAGAACGAGAAGUACACACCCAUGGAGUUUAAGACACUGAACAAGAACAACCUGCUGCCAGACGAAAGAUCCAACUUCUACCCGACGCCGCUGCAGCAGACCAACGUCUACACAACCACCUACUAUCCCACACCACUCGGCAAGUUCGACUACCAACCCAACUCCUCCCCCUCCCCAUGCAGAACCUACAACAACAGUAACAACAGCUGAGACGCAGCCCGCCGAUAACCGUCCUCUGUCCCCCCUGACGCUCUCUCCCCCCACCCCCAAAUGGACGCCAGCACCACGGUGACAUCAGUGAACCAAUGUGAACUGAAAUGUUAUUCGGAGCUAAUGUUUCUGUGCUCCACGCCAUCACCUCCCUGAACCCGUCGUCUCUUCUGCCUGGUGGCGUGUUGUGUUUUCAGGAUUGUUUUUGGAACUUUCCGUCGAGAGACGUGGAUUCGGACCACAAAAGCCCGGCUCCUGGUAAAGUCAAGAACUUAUGCAACCAGUCUGGGGGGGGUGGGAGGGGGCGUGUGUUUUUGUAAGGAAUCUGUCGGGGAUGUCGCGGUGUCAAUGCCAGCGCUUUAUCUGGGGAACAAAUGAAAAGAAAGUCAACAAAAUGCCGAACUCUGGCUUGGAGGAGAUUUGUCGCGACCGCUUCAGUGCAGGUGCAGGGGUCAACCUGCCGGGUCGACGACCCCCGUCUGCAAAGACCCAUGGGAAUCGGACAACAACAAAAAAAGUACGCUCUUUUUUUUUUCUUUUUUUUUUACUGGAUAAGAGUUACAUUUUUUAUUUUUGUCUCUCCAUUAUAAACAUCAUUCUUGGCCUGUAAUGAACUCGAGUCCCUCAACAACAAAAAGCCGUUUCAGAGAACAAAGGGCACACGUAUUCCUCGUCCUCACCGCACAGCACAGGGGGAGGCAACGACAACAAAAGAGAAAACCGAAUGAAGUCGAUGACAAAAUAAAUUACAGAUCGAUAUCAGCGCCGUGGAGUGGGAGAGGAAAUGCGCUCGCUCUCUCAUCCUCCCUGUUGUUGGUAUUUUCACGUGACGGGAAAGAUAAGAAGUUUAAAGUUGAUUAAGCUUUUGUGAGGCUGAUUGGGAAAAAACUCACAUGAAGCACCGUCACCCACAGCUGGAGAGAAUUAUUGUCUAAAUCUGCUCUCGAUCAAAGUCCCCAUCCCGUUUUGGAAGACGAGGAUGAAGGAUGAAGGUCGUAGCCGGGAAUUUGGUGAGGCUGUUCGGAACUGCAAAAGCUUUGGGAAUGCCGCGGGUGCCUGGGGAGAUUUUUGUUCCCAUCUCUUUUUUUUUUUUUUUUUUUUUUGGUUAUUUUCCUCUUUUAGUUUCAGCUGAGAACAACAAGGAUUCCCGAAGAAGAGGAUUGAUUGAUUCUCCAAUUAAUUCUCCACUGAAUGAAUGCAAUUCUACUGAAUGCUAAAUAGUUCAGUGGUCAUAUCAAAUAUGGCCAGUGUGCUGAAGAACUGGACCGAGGUUUUUUUGUUUUUUUUCCUAUGACGGUAGAAUAAGCUAGCAGUCUGGCACUUGUUCUUUUCUAAAUGUUUGGUUUUUACGGCGGUUUUCUGUUCACAAUGACCUGUAGCAUAGAAGGAGAAUAUUUUGUUAAAUAAGAAUAUAACUGAUUGAUAAUUCUUGCUUCUCUAAUUUCAUUUUCGUAACAAAUGCAUCGUCAACACGUGAAAUGUUACAAAAAUAAAACAAUGAAUUUUAAAGUCUCCUUUUUUUGGGGUUUCUUUUAUAUGAAUACUAACAAAACCAAUCCCUUUCACCCCCUACUCAAAUAGAGGAAGGAUAAAAAAAAAUUUAAAAAACUUAUGCUUGCUUACAGGAAAAUGAACGCAAUGAAUGUCUGAAAGUGGGACCUGUUAGCGUGGAACGAGAAAAAAAUACAAAAAAAAAUAGGGUUGCUUUGUUUUGUACCAUGUAAAUGCUUUCAUACAUAUGAGGUGGGUUUUAUCUGCGUGUGCGUGUGUGUGUGUGUGCAGCUUUUUUCUGUUUCACGUCUUGAGAUGUUAAUUGUAAGUCCAGCGUUGCGCCUCUUGGUGGAAUGUACAUUAUUUAUAGCUUGGUUUGUAAAAGGGCAUUUUCACUGGAGUAUUUUAUUGUUACUGCCUGAUCAAUGAAUGCUAAGUCGGCCAGGCUAACUCAAGUUCAAGCUAAUGUAUACAUGCAUGACAUGAGAGCUCUAUCUGUAUAUAGGAGCAGCAGCCUUCUGCCCAGUCAAUGUCCCUGAAGAGGAAUGUGUAAAUGACUAUGUAUACUGUAUAGCUAACAUUUUGUUUAAAAAUAAAAAGAAGAGAGAAGCCUUAUAGUUGUUUAAAAAAGAAAAUUUAAAAAAGUGCAGCAGCUAAGUACACAAUAAACCCCGCGGUUUGUUUGGGGAUGGAGCUCCGUGAUGUGACCUACCGCCUGUGGCUAACGCGACCUUCCCCAGCUGCCCAAACACACGAGACCGACUGGCUGUCCCACUGACAGGAAUCAAAAACUAUGUGGAUCAAAAUAAAAAAAGCUAACUGGAAACAAACGGAUCGUUUUGAUCAUUCCAAUUUUCUAUUGGGCCCCGGUCUGAAAGCUCUACAUGCGAUUGGUCGUUCUGAGCUCCGGCCCCCCGGCCAUGUGACGCUCUGUGCCCCUUCUAUGCAACUUACCAGGUGUACUGUUAGACCUGUCGUGUAGACUAUAAUCACUGCCUUUUAGACACUGUGAACUUUUUUGUACCCUAUAUUUUUGUAUAUUGUACAUGAUUAAGGACAAUAAACCUUGAUGCCAACACAUCACUGUCAUGGCUA
Poeciliopsis prolifica (blackstripe livebearer) is the source of this 6463-nucleotide messenger RNA. It is a transcript of the gene sema5ba, whose product is annotated as sema domain, seven thrombospondin repeats (type 1 and type 1-like), transmembrane domain (TM) and short cytoplasmic domain, (semaphorin) 5Ba. Gene Ontology annotation, molecular function: chemorepellent activity; semaphorin receptor binding. Bases 377 to 3877 code for a protein of 1166 amino acids. The record is from RefSeq and is a predicted model, not a curated record. NCBI's taxonomy places the organism in Eukaryota, Metazoa, Chordata, Actinopteri, Cyprinodontiformes, Poeciliidae. The transcript is spliced from 25 exons. Gene Ontology annotation, biological process: axon extension; negative regulation of axon extension involved in axon guidance; positive regulation of cell migration.